AUGCGGGAAGCUGCUGAACUGCAGGAUCCAACGGAGCUUUUCGCGGCAAGGCCUCUUGAGGAAAAUUUGUUCGAAUGGCAUUUCACCGUGAGAGGAACUGCAGACACCGAUUUUGACGGCGGAAUCUAUCACGGCCGUAUAAUAUUGCCUCCUGAGUAUCCAAUGAAGCCACCAAGCAUUAUCAUGCUUACGGUAUAUACGCGUUUGUGAUU
Soboliphyme baturini is the source of this 212-nucleotide messenger RNA. Lineage: Eukaryota; Metazoa; Nematoda; Enoplea; Dioctophymatida; Soboliphymatidae. The record is from the annotation of a GenBank genome assembly.